CACUCUGAAUGAUACCAAACCAAUGCAUCAUUAUAAUUUAGUACCGUCACUGGGGCAGAUAAGGCGCUUAUUACGUAUGCGAUUCAAUAUGAUAUGCGUGACCCACCAGCCCCAUCCAUCUUAUCUUCAGUUUGUGAUAAAGUUGGCCCUUUUCGGGCAUUUUUGUCGGUACCCACGUGGGUCGUCUAUUUUUUAGUUCAUGGACUUUUGUUUUUCCGGCAGAAGUUGAUUCCUCAGGUACUAUCCGAAUGUCGGGUUCGAAAUGUACAGAGUACAUCUAUCAGGAUUACUUAUGGAUGGCCACUGUCAUGUCAGACAAGAUUAAUGCUCAGAUUCAUACGCAAUGAUAGUUAUAUAGCCCUUGUUUUACGAACUUUCACAAUACUCAGCAUGGAAGAACCCUUCAUGUAAUAAAUAUAUAUUUGGGACCAUCAGCCGUCAAGUACGA
Messenger RNA from Aspergillus caelatus, 448 nucleotides. RefSeq lists its product as uncharacterized. The record is from RefSeq and is a predicted model, not a curated record. Lineage: Eukaryota; Fungi; Ascomycota; Eurotiomycetes; Eurotiales; Aspergillaceae. The transcript has a single exon. The coding region runs from base 94 to 411 and encodes 105 amino acids.